This is a messenger RNA of Coregonus sp. 'balchen', 2133 nucleotides long. The record is from the annotation of a GenBank genome assembly. NCBI's taxonomy places the organism in Eukaryota, Metazoa, Chordata, Actinopteri, Salmoniformes, Salmonidae.
GGCUUGGUAACCAAGUAGACUAGGGUUGAGUUACACCGGUUCCUGUCUCUCUCUUUCCCAAAUGCAGAUGACUCCUCUCCUCUUCAUUUAAUAUUUUCUAAAGCUAGAAACCCAUUUAUUUUUUGUUGAGUUUGAGGCCUCUGCAAGGGAAGCAAUCUACAACCAACUGAAAAGUACUUAAUCUUACAUUUGGAAUGUUCUGAAACAUUCUGGAACCUUUUGGAACCUUCUAGAACCUUGGAACCUUAUGAUCCCUGUGGACAUCUAGGAGCCACCCGAGGAACUGAAGCUAUUUUUUGCUUUUCUCUGACUAGUCUGUGGUCUCUACCUGUCUGUACUGGUCUUUGCUGGUCUGUACUGGUCUGAACUGGUCUGUAGUGGCCAGGAUGCGAGGGUUAGAGCUAAAGGCCCUCGGUGCAGCGUUGCUGGUCCUCGCAGUGGUGAGCACCUCUCACUGUAAGUCGGACUCUUCAGGUAGGUGUGUGUGUGUGAGUGUUUGUGUGUGUGUGUGUGUGUGUGGUCUAUCAUUUUAACUUCCUGACUCUCAACUUUGACCCCUCUGUUCUUCUUGGCCCCACUUCCAUUUAUAGUAUUGUUUCCUCCUUCCCUUGACUCCUUCCCUUGUCCCUAUUCUUCAUGACAUCUAAUCUGAAAUGACAGGAUAUGUGUAAGCAAAUGAAACAUAGGUAGUUUGGCGAACAAUGCUCAGACCCCCUAAAUGCCUAGGGUUUAGCUCAAUGCCUAGGGUUUAGCUCAAUGCCUAGGGUUCAAAUCAUCCCUGGGGUUUAAAUCAAUCCCUAGGGUAUAGCAAUUUUUUUGCCAUUUUGUCUUUUUCUGUGUUCCUCGCCCCAUCUACUAUUGGUUGUGUUUGUUGGAUGAGUAAAUUAUUUUGGACUAAAGAUUUUGUGACAAAAGUUCAAGUAAUCUUGAAUGAUGCCUUGAUUCCUGUUAUGAGGUUUGAUCUUGAAAGCAGAGAUCCUCCCUGAGCGUGUGUGUUAGUCUACCCUAGUAGAUUGAUUGACAACUGUCGCCUCCAAUAGACUGCUCCCAGGCUGAGUCAUGUGACCUGUGUGUUGGAGACUCCACCCUCAACCUGACUGGCUGUGUCUGGAGUGUCUGCGGGAACAGUGAGACACACACACACACACACAAACACACACACACAUUUAAUAGAAAUUGGAUCCCUUGCUGUAGGUAAGACAACCCUCCAGAUCUUUACCAGAUGAUUCAAUUAUUCAGUGUGUCAGGAUCUGACCUACGCACACGCACGCGUGCACGCGUACACACACACACACACACACACUCACACACACACUCACACACACCCCUUUCCUCCUCUCUCUCGUAGGUAAUGAUACUGGGUGUGUAUCUGAUCAGGAUGAUUCUCAGAACUGUAAUGUAACAAAUGACCCAGCCAUGUGCACAGGUGAGUAACACACACACGCACAGGCACACACACACACACACACACACACACACACACACACACACACACACACACACACACACACACACACACACACAUUCCAUAAAAUAGACAAUGUGAGUAAAAACUGUUAGAUAACAAUAACAUUGAUUACAUUUCUUUAUGUGUUUUCAGUCAUAGAGAUUGCGGCAGAAGGUGAAGGGGACUCAGGUGAGUUUGACCUCACCAUUCCUUCACUCCAUCCAUCCCUUAUUGAUCUCUCUAUUAUUACUCAUCCCUCCCCCCCUUUUCUCUUCCCAUAUAUCUCCCCCUGUCAGAUAAGUCUCCUCCAGAGCCGUCAGAGUUCUCCCAGGCCAGCUUUGACCUGUCCAGUUUCAUAGGAGGCAUCAUCCUGGUGCUGUGUGUCCAGGCUGGGGGAUUCUUCACUAUGCGCUUCCUCAAGAAAGAUGCCACCUACGACCCCAUGUGAGUGAGGGGGGAAGGGGGGGGGGGGGGGGGGGGGGGGGGGGAGGAGAGAGUGUGUGUGUUUGCACCAUAGUGACAUCUAGAGAGCUGAAGUAAUAUAUAAUAGGCUGAACAAUAAUCUCCCUCUCUCUCUCUCUCUCUCUCUCUCUCUCUCUCUCUCUCUCUCUCUCUCUCUCUCUCUCUCUUUCUCCCCUCCACAGAGAGCAGCCAGCCUAGAGGAGAGGAGAGAGAGAAGAGGAGGA